AUGGACGCUCACACCGAAACCGUCGCCCGCAUCUCCUCCACCCUCAAAUCAUUCUACACCACAAAGACUCCAUACCGUAUCUACCAUGGCUCCACAAACUCCACAAGGGCAUCCACCCUCUCCCGUUCAAAUUACAUAGACACCUCAACCCUCACCCACGUUCUAAAAGUCGACACCAUCAAUGCCGUCGCCUUAGUAGAACCAAACGUCCCUAUGGACGCAUUAGUCGCCGCAACUCUACCCCACGGCCUCUUACCCCCCGUGGUAAUGGAAUUCCCCGGAAUAACAACCGGAGGAGGAUACUCCGGGACAUCCGCAGAGUCAUCAUCAUUCCGUCAUGGGUUUUUCGACAGGAAUAUAAAUUGGGUUGAAAUAGUUCUUCCGAAUGGGACUAUUACCCGUGCAUCUCACGAAGAAAACACGGAUUUACUCCAUGGAGCUGCAUCUUCGUUCGGUACUUUGGGAGUAGUAACUUUAUUGGAAUUACAAUUGAUCCCUGCGAGGAAAUAUGUAGAAGUUACAUAUCACCCUAUCACCUCCGGUGAAGAUGUGAUCCCCAAAAUCCAGGAAUUGACAAAUGAUCCUUCGAACGAUUAUCUAGACGGUAUAAUGUUCAGUCGUAACACCGGUGUAAUAGUCUCAGGCAGACUAACCGACUCCCCCUCACCAUCUACCAAAAUCCAGGGUUUCACAGCAUCAACGGAUCCUUGGUUCUACAUCCACGCCGAAAGGAUAUUAUCCUAUAAAAAGGGUACGAAAGAAAAUCCGUUCGUAGAUACAGUCCCCAUAACCGACUACCUCUUCCGCUACGAUCGCGGCGGCUUCUGGGUCGGAAAAUACGCUUUCAAGUAUUUCAUCACCCCGUUCAAUAGGGUCACAAGGUACAUUCUCGACUACUUCAUGCACACCAGAGUAAUGUACCACGCUCUCCACAAAUCCGGCCAGAUGAACAUCUACGUCAUACAAGAUGUAGCAGUUCCCUACGACGGUACCGUCGAGUUUCUAGACUUUUUAGAAGGAGACUUUGGGAUAUAUCCGUUAUGGCUGUGUCCCCUAAAGAUGAAGGGGAACAGAGGCGAUUCACCACACGGACUACUAGCUGAAGUUUCAUCGAAAGGGAAACCGGAAUAUUUACUAAACUUCGGCGUUUGGGGUCCCUCUCCCGCGAGAAAUACAUCGGAGUUUAUAGAGAUUAAUAGAAGGCUGGAAAAGAAGGUAGAUGCGUUGGGCGGGAAGAAGUGGUUGUACGCCCAGACUUAUUAUACAGAACAGGAGUUUUGGGAAAUAUAUAAUAAAACGGAGUAUGACGCUUUAAGAAGGAAGUAUGGGGCGGAGCAUUUACCUAGUGUUUUCGACAAGGUCAAAACAGACCUGGCCGAGGAGGAAAGAAGGAGACGUGAAGAUUGGGGAAGUUGGUUGAGGGCGUGGUUUUGGAGUAUUUGGCCAUUGAGUGGGGUUUAUGGCGUCCUGGCAGUGAUAUUAGGGUCUAGAGAGUAUCUACUACCUAAAAAGGCUAUCAAGGAGAAGAAGAACUAG
This is a messenger RNA of Orbilia oligospora ATCC 24927, 1536 nucleotides long. RefSeq lists its product as uncharacterized. The record is from RefSeq and is a predicted model, not a curated record. Gene Ontology annotation, cellular component: cytoplasm; membrane. Gene Ontology annotation, molecular function: FAD binding; Delta24(24-1) sterol reductase activity. Bases 1 to 1536 code for a protein of 511 amino acids. Gene Ontology annotation, biological process: steroid metabolic process. Lineage: Eukaryota; Fungi; Ascomycota; Orbiliomycetes; Orbiliales; Orbiliaceae. The transcript has a single exon.